Molecule: messenger RNA, 1865 nt
Organism: Scaptodrosophila lebanonensis
Lineage: Eukaryota; Metazoa; Arthropoda; Insecta; Diptera; Drosophilidae
Product: glutactin
Exons: 4
Coding region: 1-1857 (618 amino acids)
Source: RefSeq, a predicted model, not a curated record
AUGGGGAUUGUGCCAUUGUUUUCAGUCGGUCUGGCACUGACCCUGACCCUGACCCUGGUCCUUGUGGAGGCCCGUGUGCGCGGCAAGCGCUACGACGAGGAGACAGACACCAUUGUCGAGCUGCCAAAGCUGGGCGCCAUUCAGGGCAAGACCUUCGAGACAAGUUGGACCAAGCGGGAGGUCCUGCAGUUUGUGGAUGUUCGAUAUGCCGAGCCGCCAACGGGAAAGUAUCGGUUCAAGCCUCCCCGCCCCAUUGAGCCCUGGGAGGAUGUAAUGGAUGCAACAGCGGAGAAAAUCGGCUGCCCCUCAGUGGUCUCCAUGGACUCGUUGCGGAGGCUAGAUGAUGUGCUGGAUGUGGAGGAUUGUCUAACGAUGACGAUUACCACUCCUAAUGUAACUGCUAAGCUGCCCGUGCUGGUCUACAUCCACGGCGAGUAUUUGUAUGAGGGAAGCAACUCGGAGGCCCCACCGGACUAUUUGCUGGAGAAGGAUAUUGUGCUAGUAACCCCGCAAUAUCGCUUGGGACCGUUUGGUUUCCUCUCAACCAAGACCGACGACAUACCCGGCAAUGCGGGCUUCCUCGACAUUUUCUUAGCUCUGCAAUUCAUCAAACACUUCAUUCAGUAUUUCGGAGGCGAUCCAAGCCGUGUUACCGUGGCUGGUCAAGUGGGUGGCGCGGCGAUUGCGCAUCUCCUGACGCUUUCGCCAAUGGUGCAACGUGGAUUGUUUCAUCAAGUGAUCUAUCACUCAGGCUCGGCCAUAAUGCCCAUAUUCCUGGAGGACAACCCGCGGAAGCAUGCUCAAGAGAUAGCAGAAAAGGCGGACUGUCAGAUGGUAACGGUUCGCGAUCUCAACAACUGCCUAAUGGAUUUGUCUGCACUGGAGUUGCUGACGGCUUUUAUGGAGCACGCGCUGGAAAAAUCCGACCUGGGGAUUGGCCAUACUGGUGGCAUUCAAUUCACCAUUGGGGGACCAAGCGGUGUGCUGCCCAAGCAUCCCUAUGAUCUCAUGCUGGAAUCGAAUUUCUCAUAUCCUGCACUAGGUGGUUGUCCCAAAAACGCGGGCACUCGGGUGCUCAAUGAAAUUGUAGAGAACGACUUUGAGGGUAAAAUCCCAGACGAUGAAUACAACACCUACAAUUAUAUAGACCAUGUGAUACGCCAGGUCGUUGGCACUGAUAAGACGAUGUUGUUGACGAGCUUCGUAACCCACGACUUCUUCAACCGCCAACUCCUGGAGAACGGUACCUUCGAUACGCUCAUACCUCGGCUCGUUGACGUGGCUGGCACGUUAAACCACAAAUUGCCAGUCCUGCUGGCCCUGAACAUGAACAACAAACACAAUCCAGAUAACACAUUCCUAUACUCUUUUGACUACGCUGGCGAAUUCAAUCGCUACCGCGAAAUGGAUGAGGAGACGAAUAUGCAAAGCCCAUUCAAAGCAGGAGUUUCCCUGACUGAUGAGGCGCUGUAUUUGUUUCCAUACCCAGAUCAUGUUAAGCGCCUGAGUCCUCCCGAUGAGACUAUGGCCCAUCGCAUGGUCGAGCUUUGGACAAAUUUUGUGAUCACAGGCAAUCCGUUGGGCUCUUACCGCUCCGGCUAUUGGCCGCCCAUGACCACCUUGUAUGGGCCUUAUAUGAAAAUUGAUGAAACACUUACCAUCGGGGGCAAUUAUUUCAACGAGUUCUCGGCUACUUUGAAAGACGAGGAACAGGGCCAUAGUCUUAUCCGUGAAAUAUAUUAUUUGCGUAGUCGCAAAAGGGCGGUACGCCGAAAACACCUCGCCAGCAGAAUGAAGCAACGGGAUGUGCGUAAAAGUCUAAUCAAGAGGCCUAACCGCAAUAAGAUACGGUUUUAAAUAUCGAG